Bombyx mori (domestic silkworm) is the source of this 1023-nucleotide messenger RNA. RefSeq lists its product as uncharacterized. The transcript has a single exon. The record is from RefSeq and is a predicted model, not a curated record. NCBI's taxonomy places the organism in Eukaryota, Metazoa, Arthropoda, Insecta, Lepidoptera, Bombycidae. Bases 1 to 1023 code for a protein of 340 amino acids.
AUGGCAAAGUGUGGAGCAUGUGGAAAAUUCUUGUCAACCGCGGACUGUGCGCGAUGUAGUAAAUGCAGUGACAAUUUUCAUAAAGGAUGCGUGGCAAUCCCUUCUACGGGAGUAGCGCCUCGGGGCUGGAUCUGCCCGAGUUGCUUAGCGAAGGUACCUCGUGGGGAUAAUGCUGCAACUCCUGUGCGAGGGUUGACAGUUGUCGGGGUGCAUCAGACUUCAAACGAGUGCGAUGUUGAUGCAGACACGAUGAAUCGGUCGCUGGAGUCCCAUGUCGACCUUGGCUUAGAAAUUCGAUCUUUUAAGGAUGAGCUGGUGGGCCUAAGAACUGACUUAAGAAAUUGCCGAAAAGAUAUCGCUGAGUUUAAGGAGCUUCUCCAGUCCUGUCAUGGACGUAUCGACGCGGUGGAAGCCCGUGUGCUGGGUCUUGAAGCUCGCCUAGCGGAGAUCGUCCCAACAGUAGCAGCUUCUGACUUGGAUUCCACGGUGGCUGAGCUUCGCAUGCAGCUGCGUGAACGCGACCAGGACUUGCUCAGGAACGAUAUUGACAUAAUUGGUUUGCCGGAAGUCCGUGAAGAAAGCGCUUGUCAUUUAGUCCAGGUUGUGGCUGUAAAACUAGGAGUAAAACUUGACGUGUGCGAUAUAGUCCACGCGGAGCGGAUUGGUGCAGUAAGACGCAAUUUCACUGAGGGCGACGAGAAUCGUCCUCGUAUACUAUCAGUACGACUGGCUCGUCGCUCGGUUCGCGAUGCACUAUUGAAGGGAGCCCGCGUGCGCCGUUACCUCUCCACUACUGAUUUAGAUGUACCUGGCACCGUCCGUACUGUAUAUUUAAAUGAACGUUUGUCCGCAUAUAACCGCCAACUGUUUGGUACUGCCCGUCAAAAGGGAAAAGACAAGGGCUGGAAGUAUGUCUGGACCAAGGACGGACGAAUUUACAUUCGUCGUGGUGAUGGUACUCCUGCGCUUAGAAUCAGAGUUCAGGCCGACUUGAAGAAGCAUUUUGGCCCAGAUAUAGUUUGA